AUGAGCUAUGCACAACACUCUCCUCCUUUGGGGUCUGGUAGUAAGACACCUAGUAGCAGAAGAACUUUUGAGUUUGGAAAGACACAUGUAGUGAGGCCAAAAGGGAAACACCAAGCUACUAUAGUUUGGCUCCAUGGUCUUGGUGACAAUGGGUUGAGCUCAUCUCAGCUCCUGGAAUCCCUCCGUCUUCCAAAUAUAAAAUGGAUUUGUCCAACUGCUCCAAUCCGUCCAGUAAAGACACUUGGCGGUUUUUCUUGCACUUCAUGGUUUGAUAUGAGAGAAGUAUCCUCUUCCUCCUCCUCUUCAGAAAAUGGUGGAAAUGAUGAUUGGGAGGGUCUAGAUGCCUCAGCUUCUCACAUUGCCAACUUGUUGUCUACUGAGCCAACUCAUGUGAAAGUUGGAAUAGGAGGAUUCAGCAUGGGAGGAGCAGUAGCAGCAUAUUCAGCAACAUGCUAUGCAAUGGGAAGCUUCUCAAAUGGAAUGCCUUACCCUCUCUCCAACCUCACUUCUGUUCUUGCUCUUAGUUCAUGGCUUCCUGGGGGACCCACUUGUAGGACCCUUUUAAGGAACAACAACAACAACGUUAACACCAUACAUGCUAAGAGUCGAGCUGCUUCAUUACCUAUUUUCCUUGCACAUGGAAUUGCUGACGAUGUUGUGCUCUAUAAAUACGGACACCAAUCUGCUCACUCCUUAUAUUCUGCUGGUUUUCGAUCCAUCACUUUUAAAUCUUAUGAUGGGAUUGGUCAUUACACAAUUCCUACAGAGAUGGAUGAUGUCGCCAAUUGGCUUAACUCAAACCUUGGCCUUGAGGGAUAA
Molecule: messenger RNA, 819 nt
Organism: Arachis duranensis
Lineage: Eukaryota; Viridiplantae; Streptophyta; Magnoliopsida; Fabales; Fabaceae
Product: acyl-protein thioesterase 1
Exons: 7
Coding region: 1-819 (272 amino acids)
Molecular function (GO): hydrolase activity
Source: RefSeq, a predicted model, not a curated record